Ostrea edulis (European flat oyster) is the source of this 5051-nucleotide messenger RNA. RefSeq lists its product as uncharacterized. The transcript has 9 exons. Bases 695 to 1978 code for a protein of 427 amino acids. Lineage: Eukaryota; Metazoa; Mollusca; Bivalvia; Ostreida; Ostreidae. The record is from RefSeq and is a predicted model, not a curated record.
GUUCAUUUAUACUCCAUUAUGUCUAAUAUAUUGAAAAGCUCCUCUAAGUCACACUUUUUCUUGGUCGUGAAUUUGCCCGGACAUUGGCAUGUAUGAACGAAAUACCAGUAGUUUGAGGCUUGCAUGCACAGGUAUGUAAGUAUGGACUUGUUAGAACCCACUUUUUGCCUUUAUAUCGCCCGACAUUGACUUGGUACACAUUAAAACUAUUACUAAUAUGUGCUGAUUCACCAUCAAUACGUACUGUUAACAUUUAGGUAAAGUUUUAAACAUAUUACGUGGAUUAUGAACGAGUUGAAGUGAGAAGUAUAAAUUCCAGAUAUUUUGGAAUCAUUAAUCUAUCAAUAUCCAAUAUCCUGUAGAAUAUAUAUUAUUAUUACUCUUAUUGUUUUAAUUUGGUCACUCUACUGCACAACCUAAUAUCUUUCAUUUACGUGUAUAUUCGAUGGGCAUAAUAAAAUACACAAGAUGCUCUUUGUUCAAUAUUGUACACGUAAACAAAGAUUCAAGUUUAGUAGAUUCUAAAACCUCCAUGUGCUUCCAUACCUAUUUAUCCAAGGGUUAGGCUUUUUAUUGAUCCCUAGGUAUAAUAUGUCGAGUUUUUUUUUCAAAGGGUAACAGAUAAAAUGCAGAUAGCAUUACCUGACUUUUCGCGAACUUCCCAGCAACGGUAAAUCAUCUCUUGGGAGGAAGGAUGUCGGAAAGGAGUGGAGACGAUAGAACGAAUAUUGUCCAUGUGUCAGAACCACGGAAAGAGACACAAGAUCCGGGGGAUUUAUUACAUGAACCCCGAAGUAUCAGUGAGAUAAAAAACAAUCUGUUUUCUGCGUCACCACAUGAUUCUGGUGAUGGUGCAGAAAAUUUAGCAGUUUGCUCUGAGAACAGUCAGCAACUUUAUGCCCCAACGACUGCUCCGGAUUCUUCCACUUCUUUUGGUUUUUCUGUUCAUGAUCCAACUGUUGAUGACUUGGAGCACACAUCUUGCUUUGACCACCUAGAGGAGAGAGCACGCGCCCAUUCCUGUACCGAUUCACAUAGUUCGGGAUAUGUAGAAUCGGAUGAUAGUGAACAUGUUUAUGUUGAAAACCCAUCUCCUCAUAACGAAGAUGUGGUUCGUCAUGCAUUGAUUCAACGGACCACCAGUGGCACCAGCAGUUUAAGCAGCAGUCUCAACAAUGAUUUUAUGAGAUGCCUGUAUGACAGGGAGUGUUAUAUAUCUGAAUGUGGUAAGUGCAAGAUGCUGAGGGAAGCAUCCCCCUCCAAAGAGUCGAUUGAAUUUUGGGACGAAGUUGAGAUUUGUGGGGGUGACGAUAGAAUAAAAUGUCACAGUAAGUUCUGGAGAUACUUCUUGCAAAAACUAAAAGAGAAAUUCCCAGAUGAAAAAGGACUAAAUAGUCAACAGACAAUCCAUUUACUUAAGACAUUAUUGAAUGUGCAAGGGGGAGAUGAUGGGGAAAUUACACUCUCUAACUUGAACACAAUAGUGCGAUACUUUGGUCCUGUAAAGAAAGAUGCUGAAGGAAGGUGUUUCAUCAUACGUCAUCUGAACGAUAUUGUAACAAAAUCUCUCGUAACAUCAAACGUGGGAAAGAAGAAAAUAAGACAAAGCUGGUUUGCUGGUGAAAUGACAAGAAGCAAUGCGGAGGGACUUCUGGAGAAGCAGAAAGACGAUACCUUUCUUGUGAGGAUGAGUCAAAGUGGAUCAGAGAGUGGAAGCUUUGUGGUGUCUGUCAAAGACCAAAAUGGCUGCCAUCACUUUGAAAUCGAAGGAAAUCCUGUAGAAUCAUGCAGAAGCGAUUCUCUAGACUGCCGUCUGAAGAUUUUCAACAAGUUGUAUGAAACCUUACCAUGCUUGGUGGAGGAUUUGAAGUACAAUCCACUUGAGGAUGAGGAGGAUGAAAAAGAAGUUCGAUGUACGUACAUCUGCCCAGAUCUACCGUUUAAUAGUGUCAUUACAGCAUACAAACACACGAAAUAAGGGAUGAAAAGAGGCAGGUACUUAACAUGUAGCAGGCUUACGUCACGUACUUAUGACCUUAUUGCGUUUUUAUUGUAUAUAUUGAAUUAAACUCUUUCAUGACAAUGUAUUUUUUCUGGUGUAGGAUACGAAGGUACAUUUUAAACUGUAGAUCUCAUUGAUUGUGACUUGAUGAAAAUGUUGUUUAACAUAAAUGCGAAAUUUGUGUUCCCUUUGAAUUACACACCGGUAACAUAUUGUAAUUUGCUCGCAUAAUAUACAUCUUGCUUGUGCUUUAUAUUAUGUGUGGAUAUACAUAUGAAAGGUGAAUAUAACGAACAACGAUCAAGCUCUUAACUCCCAUAAGAAAUUCACAAUAGAGAGUUGGGCAAACACGGAUCCCUGGAUAUACCAAAUAGUGAGAAUGUUUUUAUUUACUGUGAUCAGAUUUAGGAGUAUUGAUUGAUGUUAGAAUCAGUUGAAAUCCAGUAAUUUAUAUUUUCCAUCCUCUAUAUCUGCAUUUGAUGAUUGUUUAUUAAAGUGAUUUUUAUUCUGAAUUUCUUAUGACAUGCAAUUUGCUUUCGUUGGGUGCUAUAAAAAAUCAGAUAUAUCUAUAAUAACAUUUACAAAUGCGGUGUGGUUUACAUGCUUUCCAUUAUUUUUAGUAACUGUAUUUGAUGUUAGUCCCAUGAGAUAUACCAGUUAAUUAUCAGUCUGUCGAUGUAUUAAUUUGUAUCAAGACCGUUUGCUUGCCUUUGUCGAGUCGUUUUAUAUCUGGUAAUUAUCAAACAAAUUAUUUCAAAUUGGCAUUGUUUAAAUGAGAGAGAAAGAGAUAUAUUUAGAGAUAUAGUGAUGGAGAGAGGGAGCUAGAGGUAAAGAUCUUGUGAAAGGGGGAUUUAGAGAGAGAUCAAAAAGAUAUCUUAACAAAGCGAUAGGGCUCUUGUGUGUUUGUGUUAUGUGUGUGUGUGUGUGUGUGUGAGAGAGAGAGAGAGAGAGAGAGAGAGAGAGAGAGAGAGAGCAUUGAAUUAUCUAAGAUUAUAAACGUUAUCAGUAUUUAUAUUCCACUUGUGUAUCAUAUGCGUAUAAUAAAGUAAAUUACAUCAAGAUUCCUUUUAGAAUAAUUUUAUUUCAACUAGUUUUCAUUCAAUACAUUUCAUACCAAACAUUACAUGUGUAAUCCUUCUUAAUAUCUAAGACAUGCCUUUGCAAUAUCAAUAUCAUAUUAAUAAAAUACCGAUUCAGAUCACGGUAAUGCAGUUCAAAAUACAAUUGACAAUGAUUGAUUGAUUUUGUGGGCAUUUGCCCUAGUAAUUUACCGUGUUGUAAGUGUAUGAAAUACAAAUGACAGAUAAUUUCUAAUGCUUUUUAUGUGUUUUGUAUUGUGGAAUACAUCGUUAUCUGCCUAUUAUGGAAUGUAAUAUAAAAAAUAUGUCAUGAACUAUGACUAUAUCACACAUCAUUUCUGUGCUUCAUUAGCAUUUGUUAAAAUGUAAAUAAACUUAGUAUUGUGUAUUCUAUCUUCCCUGCAUCACCCCUGCAUGAUUCUAUUUAAUGUUCAAGAUACAUGUAGGUGAUAUAUGCAUAUUUUACGUGAGUACAUGUAUAUCUCCCUUAAAUCAUUUCAGAUUAUAGAAUAGUAUUCAUAGUGUACUUAUGAAAUUUUCAAACAUUUGUUGAAUGUACACGAAUGUAAAUGUCCAAUGAAAUCACUCCAUAACAGGGCUGGGGUAAUUGAAAAAGUAAUUGUAAUUAAUUGCAAUGAAUUACAUUUUUGAAGUAAUUGGAUGUAAUUUGUAAUCGAGGAUUUUUUAAUUACAAGUGAUUGUAUUUUAAUUAAUUACCUGAGGAAAGCACCCUGUAAUUCAAUUACUUUUUAAAUUACUUUCAAUUACAAUUACUUUCAAUUACAAUCCAGGACCAUGAAAUUUGUUUUAGCCUGAUAUUAUUGCAAUAUUGCCUAAGUUUAUUUAAUACUUGAGUCAAUUUUCUACUAUGUGUAUUUAAAAUCAAAAUACUCUCCCCCUCUCUCUUUCGGCAGUUAGUCUUUAUAUAAGCUGAUCAAACUCGCUGUACUUUAGUAGGUGAAAUUCAAGCUUGAUCUGUUCAAAUCUCACAGAACAGUGUACACUGCUGUUUGCAAAGAACUAUGUGUGUGUAUGUGUUUUUUGUCUCUUUCUUUCAAAGGGCAGUGUAUGUGUUUUUAAGCUGAUCAAUUCGCAAAGCAAUAUCAUUCUGGAAUGUUCCUGAACAAGGAAGAUGUCUAGUAGACCCUCAGUAUUACGAUAUUUUGAAAUACAGGAGUGUUGCGGGCAAAAUUUUUCGGCCUGCAGAUGCUGUUUAAUGAUAGCACCUUCGAGAAACUAAUGGAGAUCAAAUGUAAUAGCCGAAUGAAACAGUAAUCUGAUACAAAUUUAUAAAUGAGUUAUCAUUCAUACUUCAUAUGAUCAUAUUAUUUACCACUUGUUUUGUAAUAAAAUUUGAAAAAGUAAUUUGUAAUUUAAUUACUUUUGCAAGGUAAUUGUAAUUUAAUUCAUUACAUGCUCUAAAAUGAAUAAUUGUAUUUAAAUUUAAUUGAAGAAAAUAGCAAAGUAAUUGUAAUUUAAUUAAUUACGUUUCAUUGUAAUUGAACCUAACAUGAAUUUUGGGCAUUGUUUGGAUGAAAUUAUCAAAAUUUAUAUUCUGAUGUAGUCGCCCAUGAAAAGUAUAAACACAUGUUGAUGGCAUGUAUUGCGGCAUGAAGUCACAAUGAGGAGGUGAUAUGAUUAGGAUAUUUAUUUGUUAAAUCAACAAGAAACAGACAACUGCUAUUAUGAUAACCACAUUUUGUUCUUUCAAUUUACUCGCUGUAUAUCAUGGCCAUGUUUAUACUAAAUGUCUUUUUUUCCACUUUAUACUAUUGUCAUACAAUUUUGUUAUAAAUCCAAGGUUUCUAAAUCCCAGUCAAUAUUAAUAAUAUAAUGUCUAUCUCAUUACUUUGUGCUUUAUACUUUCACAAAACUAUACUGACAUGGCUUUUGUGCGAAUUUAAGAAUGGUUGUAUUAUUUAUGCAUGUUCAUGCAUAUAUUAUAUGGAUGCAAAUAAAUGAAAAAGAUA